This is a messenger RNA of Tricharina praecox, 1738 nucleotides long. RefSeq lists its product as uncharacterized. Gene Ontology annotation, cellular component: cytosol; mitochondrion. NCBI's taxonomy places the organism in Eukaryota, Fungi, Ascomycota, Pezizomycetes, Pezizales, Pyronemataceae. Gene Ontology annotation, biological process: cell redox homeostasis; glutathione metabolic process; cellular response to oxidative stress. Gene Ontology annotation, molecular function: NADP binding; glutathione-disulfide reductase (NADPH) activity; flavin adenine dinucleotide binding. The transcript is spliced from 3 exons. The record is from RefSeq and is a predicted model, not a curated record. The coding region runs from base 261 to 1679 and encodes 472 amino acids.
ACACGUCGGCGGUGACGGAUGAUGUGUGAAGAAAAUACCCCGCCAUCAUACAUUGUAAUCAUCCGACGCACCCACCCACACACACACACACACGCUCACUCACGGACCACGUUUGCCCCCCACUCAUACCUAUCUCACCGCCCCUCCCCCUCCUCCUGCUCCUCUCCACUGCAGUCAAACUGUCGUCCCUACUAUUUAAAUCCCUUCCCGCUGCGCGUUUGGCUUCGUUGAACCGCCAAUUCUCCACAUCAAAAGCAGCGAUGGCUCCGAUAAAGCAACAUUUCGACUACCUCGUCAUCGGCGGUGGUAGUGGAGGCCUGGCGAGUGCCCGUAGGGCGGCGGGGAUGUAUAAUAAGAAGGUGGCGAUUGUGGAGAGCGGAAGGCUUGGUGGGACUUGUGUGAAUGUUGGAUGUGUACCAAAGAAAGUCACCUGGAACGCCGCGACAAUGGCCGAGACCAUGGCCGAGGCGAAAGACUACGGCUUCGACGUGGAGGUCAAGAACUUCGACUGGAAGUACUUCACUGCGAAGCGUGACGCCUACGUGAAGCGCCUCAACGGCAUCUAUUCGCGGAACCUCAACAACGACUCUGUCACGUACCUCCCCGGGCGCGCAAAGCUCCUCAGUCCCACCGAGGUCGAAGUCGACGAGCAAACGCCCGAGGGUGAAAAGCUGAACAGCAAGACGGUCUACACCGCUGAUCACGUUUUGAUCGCUACCGGUGGAUACCCCGUCGUGCCCACCGACAUCCCCGGCGGCGAGUACGGAAUCACGUCCGAUGGCUUCUUCGACAUCACCGAACAGCCCAAGAAGGCGGUCCUCGUGGGCGCGGGCUACAUCAGCGUCGAGUUUGCGGGAAUCUUCCAAGCGCUCGGAACUGAGACGCAUCUGAUGAUCCGUGGCGACACGUUCCUCCGCUCGUUCGACCCCAUGAUUCAGGAGGUGAUGACGAAGCACUACGAAGAGGGAAUGGGCAUGAACAUCCAUCGCCGGUCGAAGCAAACCAAGGUCGAGAAGAAUGAGGCGACCGGAAAGCUUACCGUUUACUACGAGGACAUCAAUGGUCCCGCUGUGCUCGAAGACGUCGAUUGUCUGCUUUGGGCUAUCGGACGGAAGCCCGAGGUUGGAGACCUUAACCUCCCUGCUGUGGGUGUGAAGCAGGACCCCAAGCACAACACUAUCGUUGUGGAUGAAUACCAGAACACUAACAUUCCCGGCGUUUACUCCUUGGGUGAUGUCUCUGGCCACGUCGAGCUGACGCCCGUUGCCAUCGCCGCCGGCCGCCGCCUCGCAGACCGUCUCUUUGGCGGCCAGAAGGAGGCAAAGCUCGACUACACCAACAUCCCCUCUGUGGUCUUCGCCCACCCCGAGAUCGGAACCAUCGGCCUCAACGAGCCCCAGGCGCGAGAACAGUACGGCGACGAGAACGUCAAGGUCUACAAGACGUCGUUCGUCGGAAUGUACUACGCCCUGCUCGAGCACAAGGGCCCGACCUCGUACAAACUUGUCUGUGUCGGCCCCGAGGAGAAGGUGGUGGGUCUCCACAUUAUUGGCCAGGGCUCCGCAGAGAUGCUGCAGGGCUUCGGCGUGGCGAUCAAGAUGGGUGCUACCAAGAAGGACUUUGAUUCGUGCGUCGCUAUCCACCCGACUUCAGCGGAGGAGCUGGUCACUUUGAAGUAGAUGCGUGUGUGUAUAGACGGCCUGGGGGCUUAUGAUGAACAAAGAACUUUGACCCAGCA